This is a messenger RNA of Peromyscus eremicus (cactus mouse), 867 nucleotides long. RefSeq names its product cytochrome P450 2C27-like. Bases 1 to 867 code for a protein of 288 amino acids. The record is from RefSeq and is a predicted model, not a curated record. Gene Ontology annotation, cellular component: cytoplasm; intracellular membrane-bounded organelle. Gene Ontology annotation, biological process: xenobiotic metabolic process. The transcript has 6 exons. Gene Ontology annotation, molecular function: oxidoreductase activity, acting on paired donors, with incorporation or reduction of molecular oxygen, reduced flavin or flavoprotein as one donor, and incorporation of one atom of oxygen; iron ion binding; heme binding. Lineage: Eukaryota; Metazoa; Chordata; Mammalia; Rodentia; Cricetidae.
AUGGAUCAGUGGUUAAGGGUGUGCAUUGAUCUUCCAAAGGACCUGAGUCCAAUUUUCAGCAUCCAUGUCUGCAAUAAUUUCCCUUCAUUGUUUGACUAUUAUCCAGGAAGUUAUCACAUGGUAUUGAAAAAUUAUGAUUAUAUUAGUAGUUACCUUUUGGAGAAAAUAAAAGAACAUCAGGAAUCAUUGAAUGUUGCAAACCCUCGGGAAUUUAUUGAUUACUACCUGAUUAUACAAAAGCAGGAAAACCACAAUCAACAAUCAGAAUUUACACUUGAACCUCUGGCAACAACUGUGAGCGAUCUGUUUGCAGCUGGGACAGAGACAACAAGCACAAUGCUGAGAUAUGCUCUCCUGCUCCUGCUGAAGCACCCACAUGUCACAGCUAAAGUCCAGGAAGAGAUUGAUCAUGUGGUUGGCAGACACUGCAGCCCCUGCAUGCAGGACAGGAGCCACAUGCCCUACACAGAUGCUGUGAUUUAUGAGGUCCAGAGAUUCAUUGACCUCAUCCCCACCAACCUGCCACAUGAGGUGACCUCUGACAUUAAGUUCAGGAACUACCUUAUCCCCAAGUCUAGGGAUGUGAAUGUUUUUAGAUUUUCCAUCCACAUUUCUAAACUGCCCUCCAUAAAGCUCAUCACUCUACACCAGCCAGGAAUAGAUGCGGUCAUCCAUGUGCCUUAUGAAGGAUCUUUUUCUACAAGCAUUGCUGUUUCCAUGUUGGCAGUUGAAGAGUUUGAGGAGCUACAGGUGAACCUGGAACUGGAGAAAGGUCUUCGCAAGAAGGCAGAGUCACUUGUACAAGGGGUGGGUAUGCUGCAGAAACCAGGAGACUUUACAGAAUACCAAUGGGCAAAAAAAAGUUGA